This is a messenger RNA of Sphaerodactylus townsendi, 2610 nucleotides long. RefSeq names its product SKI family transcriptional corepressor 2 (gene SKOR2). Gene Ontology annotation, cellular component: transcription regulator complex; nucleus. Gene Ontology annotation, molecular function: RNA polymerase II cis-regulatory region sequence-specific DNA binding; DNA-binding transcription factor activity, RNA polymerase II-specific; SMAD binding. The record is from RefSeq and is a predicted model, not a curated record. The transcript has 4 exons. Gene Ontology annotation, biological process: negative regulation of transcription by RNA polymerase II; negative regulation of BMP signaling pathway. The coding region runs from base 133 to 2610 and encodes 825 amino acids. Lineage: Eukaryota; Metazoa; Chordata; Lepidosauria; Squamata; Sphaerodactylidae.
GAAGCCCUCCGCCUUGGCACAGCCGCGCCUCGGAUGGCCCCCGCGCUGGCCAGCGCUCUCCCCGGCCGCGGGAAGCAAGGUCCGCGGUGCUGACGGAGCUCGCCCUCCAGAGCCUCCGGGGGCCCGGGGACCAUGGCCAGCAGCCCUCUGCCCGGCCCCGCCGACCUGCUCCUGGCCGCCCCGUCGGGGGCCGCCUUCCCGGCAGACGCCUUGGGCCAAGGGCCGCCGCCUUCCUCCUCUUCCUCGGCGCCGGCGCCGCGGGGCCCCCCGCCGGGGAGCGGGCCCUUGCCCAAGCCCAACCAGGUGGGCCAGGUGGUGCUGUACGGCCUGCCCAUCGUGUCGCUGGUGAUCGACGGCCAGGAGCGCCUGUGCCUGGCGCAGAUCUCCAACACGCUGCUGAAGAGCUUCAGCUACAACGAGAUCCACAACCGCCGGGUGGCGCUGGGCAUCACGUGCGUGCAGUGCACGCCGGUGCAGCUCGAGAUCCUCCGACGGGCGGGCGCCAUGCCCAUCUCGUCGCGCCGCUGCGGCAUGAUCACCAAGCGCGAGGCCGAGCGGCUGUGCAAGUCCUUCCUGGGGGAGACGCGGCCCCCCAAGCUGCCGGACAACUUCGCCUUCGACGUGUCGCACGAGUGCGCCUGGGGCUGCCGCGGCAGCUUCGUGCCGGCCCGCUACAACAGCUCGCGGGCCAAGUGCAUCAAGUGCGCCUACUGCAGCCUCUACUUCUCGCCCAACAAGUUCAUCUUCCACUCGCACCGCACCCCCGACGCCAAGUACACGCAGCCCGACGCCGCCAACUUCAACUCCUGGCGGCGCCACCUCAAGCUGACCGAGAAGGUCCCGCCCGACGAGCUGGUCUUCGCCUGGGAGGACGUCAAGGCCAUGUUCAACGGCGGCAGCCGCAAGCGGGCCCUGCCGUCGGGCCACCACCACCACCAUCACCACCACCACGCCGCCGCCGCCACCGCCGCGCCCCCCGCCGCCGCCCACUGCCACUUGGGCGCCGUCAAGGUGGGCGUCGGGGCCGGCCUGCUCAGCCCCCACCUCCUGGCCGGGCCGCCCCCGCCCCCGCCGCCCCCGGAGCUGCACCCCAAGCGCGGCCGCUUCGACGAGGACGACGAGCUGCAGGAGGCGGUGGCGGCGGCGGCGGUGGCGGCGGGCGGCAAAGCGCCCCGGAGCUACCCGGUCAUCCCGGUGCCCAGCAAGGGCGCCUCGCUGGGGGGCGUGCUGCAGAAGUUCCCCGGCUGCGGGGGGCUCUUCCCGCACGCCUACGGCUUCCCCGCCGCCGCCUUCGGGCUCUGCCACAAGAAGGAGGACUCCGACGGGCUCAGCGCCGGCGGGCAAGGCGGCGUCGGGGGCCACAAGGCGGCCCCCGCGGCCGGAGCCGGACUGUCCGGGCUCUUCUGGCCGGGCACCAGGAAAGACGCCGCCGCAGCCGCCGCAGCCGCUUUCUACCCGCCUUUCUGCAUGUUUUGGCCGCCCCGCGCCCCGGGGGGGCUUCCGGGACUCCCCACCUACCUGCAGCCCCCUCCUCAGCCCCCGGGGUGCUCGGCUCUGGGCGGCGACAGCCCCAGCUUGCUCCGCCAAGCCUUCUUGGACCUGGCUGAGCCCGGCGGCGGCGAGAGGGGGGGCGGGGGGCUGGGGACGCCCCCCACCGCGGCCGCCCCCCCUGCCAGCGGGGGCAGCAGAGAGCCGCGGGGCUUCGACGGGGAGGCCGCCCGUUCUCCGGCGGCCGAGGGCGGCGGGGGGUCCCGCGGCCCCGCGGCUCACCAGCCCCACCUGCUGGAGGGGCAGUCCCGCGGCAAGGGGGCGCCGGCCUACCACCACUCCAGCGCCUUCCGCCCCGUCGGGGGCAAAGAGGACUCGGAGAGCCUGGCCAAGCUGCACCACCACCACCAGCCGCGCGCCUCGGGCUCCCCGCCGCCCCUCCUGCUGCUGCCCCCCGAGCCGGACCCGGGGGGCUGCGACCGCCCCCACCCCCCGCCGGGCCACCGCCUCCUCUCCCCGGGGGGCACCAGCUGCAGCUACCCCAGCGAGGACAGCAGCGAGGAAGAGGAGGAGGAGGAGGAAGAGGAAGAAGAGGAAGAAGAGCCGGAGGUGGACGUGGAGAACCACAAGGCGCCCGAGGAAGAGGAGGCCGAGGAGGAGGCCGAGGAAGAGGAGGAGGAGGGGGUCCCGCUGGGCGGGGGGGAUCCCGCCGGGGAGGCAGGCCGCUACCUCCAGAGCCGGCCUUUGACGGACAAGGGACGGGCGAACCAUUCGGCGCCGCCUUUCCAGUUGGCCUCCUGCAGGCCGGCCCAGGAGGCGGAGGAGAAGUCCGGGGGGCCCAAUUCCGAGCAGCUGCUGCCUCCCCCUCCCCCUCUGCCCCCCUGCCCUCCGAAAGGGGGGAGCAGCCCGGCUCGCCAUCCAUCAGCCGAGGAGCAGCCGACGCCCCCCUACAAAGAUAUUCAGAAGAGCAAGGAAGGCCCCCAAGUCGUCAUAUCAGCGAAGGAAGACGCCUUUGCAGAUAAGAAUAAGGAACACAGUUUUUUCAUCACAGAUUCUGACCAUCCAGGAGGAGAUUUCUGGAGAAGCAUAGCAGGUAACCAGCAGGUACUUCGGGAAGCCUGA